UUCUCAGUGAUUGCAAGUUUCGCAGACCUUGAAAGUUUCCAUUUUUAUUCCAGAAAUCCGUUAAAAGCUUUCAGAAACAAGAGGAAAAGAGAAAAUCAAACGGUUUUGGGUUUCAAAGAAGACGACUUUGACGAGCGGUUGGUUGGUUUUAUUUUAAACCGUGGGCGGAGAAUGUGAUGUCGUUUACAGGGAAGAAGAAGGAGAAGGAGAGUAGUCCAGUUACGCCAUUGAAGAAGCGAAGAGCUAGCUGGUCUGAACUCUGGGUUAACCAUCACCACUCACUCGAUUUCUCUUCAAAGUUCCAAUCUUUGACACCUCCAGUCUCCAAAUCCGAAACCCUAUCAUCACUCCUCCCCGAUCUCACCCUUCUCUUACCUGACCUCACUCUCCUCACCAUCAUCCACAAGGUCCCUUCACCUCACCGAAAGACUCUCUCUUUGGUCUGCAAGCGAUGGUCCAGGCUCCACGGCGGUCUUGUCCGGUCGGUCAAAGUAUCUGAUUGGGGGUUCCUCGCGUCUGGUCGGGUAAUCUCGAGGUUUCCUAAUCUUGACAGCGUCGAUUUAGUCAGCGCGUGUUCGGUUCCGCCGCCGGAGAGUUCAGGUGUUUUAGUUAGCCACAGGGUAGUAGGGUCUUCUUACCAGAGUUUGAGCUUCUUAUUAGAGGAGAAUCUCUUGUCAGUUGAAACGGUUGAUAGAGGGCUAAGAACGCUCGCGUCCGCCUGCUCCUGUCUCCGGAGACUCGCGGUGGCGAACAGUAGCGAGUUGGGUUUGUUGAGCGUAGCCGAAGCGUGUUCCACGUUGCAAGAACUCGAGCUGCAUAAGUGUUCAGACACCGUUCUGCUUGGGGUUGGUGCGUUUGAGAAUCUGCAGGUGUUGAGACUGGUCGGGAGCGUGGAUGGUUUGUAUGAUGAUGAUGAUAACGACUCUUUGGUUUCGGAUAUAGGUCUUAUGAUCGUGGCACAAGGGUGCAAGAGGCUGGUGAAGCUUGAGCUCGUGGGAUGCCGAGGAGGGUUCAAUGGGGUUAAAGAUAUAGGCGAGUGUUGUCAGAUGCUGGAGGAGCUCGCGGUUUGUGAUCAUAAGAUGGAGCCGGGUUGGCUCGGGGGGCUUGGGUAUUGUGAGAAUCUCAAGACGCUGAGACUCGUGUCUUGUAAAAAUAUAGAUCUAGGUGAGUGCUUGAGUUGUUGCUCUUGUCCUGCGCUUGAGCGGUUGCACUUGGAGAAGUGUCAGUUAAGAGAUAAGAGUAGCGUGAAGGCUUUGUUUCAGAUGUGUGAAGCGGCGAGAGAGAUUGUAUUCAAAGACUGUUGGGGUUUGGAUAAUGAUAUCUUCAGCUUGGCAAUGUCGUUCGGGAGAGUGAAGCUUUUGUGUCUAGAAGGAUGCUCGCUGCUAACAACAUCAGGUCUAGAGACAGUGAUUCUACAGUGGCAUGAGCUCGAACAUCUGAAAGUGGUUUCUUGCAAGAACGUAAAAGAUUCAGAAAUAUCUCCGUUGAUGUCAGCUUUGUUCUCGGACUUGGUAGAGUUGCAGUGGAGACCAGACACUAGAUCGCAUCUCUUUUCAAGCCUUGCAGGUGCUGGAGUUGGGGGAAAAGGCGCAAAGUUUUUCAAGAAAACAUAGAAAGUAGUUGUUGUAGUUGAUGUUGUAUUACGAAUAGCUGAAACUAGUUUAGUUCACUACAGUGCUUUUUCGAAACUUUUAUUAGGUUCUCGUUUCUUUCUUUUUAUCUCGUUGGACAAAGUUGUAGCAGUUUAUAAUCAGAGAUUCAUGAACUCGUAUUUUACCUUACUUUCCA
Messenger RNA from Raphanus sativus (radish), 1788 nucleotides. Its product is annotated as F-box protein At5g07670. NCBI's taxonomy places the organism in Eukaryota, Viridiplantae, Streptophyta, Magnoliopsida, Brassicales, Brassicaceae. The coding region runs from base 177 to 1613 and encodes 478 amino acids. Gene Ontology annotation, biological process: SCF-dependent proteasomal ubiquitin-dependent protein catabolic process. Gene Ontology annotation, cellular component: SCF ubiquitin ligase complex. The record is from RefSeq and is a predicted model, not a curated record. The transcript has 2 exons.